This is a messenger RNA of Drosophila kikkawai, 6929 nucleotides long. It is a transcript of the gene Cngl, whose product is annotated as Cyclic nucleotide-gated ion channel-like. Gene Ontology annotation, molecular function: protein-containing complex binding; monoatomic ion channel activity. Gene Ontology annotation, cellular component: membrane. The record is from RefSeq and is a predicted model, not a curated record. NCBI's taxonomy places the organism in Eukaryota, Metazoa, Arthropoda, Insecta, Diptera, Drosophilidae. Gene Ontology annotation, biological process: transmembrane transport; monoatomic ion transport.
GCGAGUGGAUGUCAGGAUGAAACUGAGCGUGAGCGCGUAUCGGGCGCAUGCAUCCGCACACAAGAAGAUCCUCUCCAGCGGCUAUCACUCGCAGCUCAACUACGGCAGCACUGGAGCGGCAGCGGCAUCCUCCUCGUCGUCGGGGGCCACUGCAACGGGCCUAUAUACGAUGGAAACGCACGACCACGAGCACGGAGCGGGCAAAUUCGUCAAGGAUGUGGCCCGCCAGGUGCACGACUGCAACAGCGACACCGAUGUCAUCAGUCCCACGGGCACUAGUAGCUCCGGCGGCGGCGGUGGAGGUGCCAGCGGUGGAGCCAGCGGCGGCGGGCCUGGGACAAGCGAUGGCGGCCACCACAAGCGGCAUCAUAAGAGCAGUGCGUCGGCAAUGGCCCGGGACGACGACAACAACAGUGCGGCCCACUCCUCGGACAGCAAAAGUCCCAGUCAGCGGAAAUCGCGUAUCGGAGAUGGAGCUUCAGAUCCAGAUUCCGAUUGGACGCGAUCGAACCAACGCUGGAUGAAGCUGCGCACCACGGUGCAAAUCUCAUCGGCGAUACAGAAGAAACCACCGCUCAAGCGCGAAGACUCCUUCCUGAAGCGUUUCUCGACUAGACAGAUACCCGAAACACAGGAAACUGUUGAAGACACGGGUUCAGAAAGUGCCUCCGGUGACGUCGACAAGAGUGUUAAGCGACGGCGACGCUAUCUGCAGAAACGACGAUCCGUCGUUAAUCCAGAUGAGAAUUUUUACUUCUAUUGGUUAAUGAUGUUAACUGUAUGUGUUCUAUAUAACCUAUGGACCCUAAUUGUGAGGCAGAGCUUUCCCGAGCUGCAGCAAGCUGUGCCCACGUUCUGGCUCAUCUGCGACUCGAUGACAGAUGUUGUAUUUAUCCUAGAUAUAAUAGUUCAAUUACGCACAGGCUAUCUGGAGCAGGGCCUUAUGGUAUACGACGACAGGAAGCUGGCCUGCCACUAUGUCCACUCGCGCGACUUCAUCUUCGAUAUGAUAGCGCUAAUACCAUUGGAUCUGCUGCAGCUCAAGAUGGGCACACAUCCGCUCUUGCGUUUUACGCGCUUUUUUAAAGUUUAUCGAUCUGUGAGAUUUUAUUACAUCGUAGAGAGUAGAACAGUUUGGCCAAAUUUAUGGCGCGUUGUUAACCUAAUUCAUAUCCUGUUAAUACUGGCACACUGGUUCGGUUGUUUCUAUUUUUUACUCUCCGAGGCGGAGGGUUUUCAGGGCGAUUGGGUGUAUCCAUAUCGACCCGGGGACUAUGCGACCCUGACGCGCAAAUAUUUGGGCAGCCUGUACUGGUCGACAUUGACCCUGACGACCAUCGGGGAUCUGCCCACGCCGGAGACGAAUGCGGAACCGAACUUUUCGGUGGACGGCCCACGAUCAAUACCUAGGCGAGGCAUCAAGUCGCGACUGCUUCAGUUUGGCUCUAGCUAUGGAUAUAUUUUUACGAUCGUUAGCUAUUUGAUUGGUGUUUUUAUCUUCGCGACCAUCGUCGGCCAGGUGGGCAAUGUGAUAACUAACCGUAAUGCGAAUCGCCUGGAGUUUGAGCGCCUGCUGGACGGGGCCAAGACGUACAUGCGCCAUCACAAGGUGCCCGGCGGCAUGAAGCGUCGCGUGCUGCGUUGGUACGACUAUAGUUGGUCCCGCGGCAGGAUACAGGGCGGCGGUGACAUCAACACGGCGCUGGGCCUGCUCCCUGAUAAACUGAAAACCGAACUGGCCUUACAUGUCAAUCUCAGUGUGCUGAAGAAGGUGACCAUAUUCCAGGAGUGCCAACCAGAGUUCCUCCACGACCUGGUCCUCAAAAUGAAGGCCUACAUCUUUACGCCGGGCGAUUCCAUUUGUCGAAAGGGUGAGGUGGCCCGCGAGAUGUUCAUCAUUGCGGAUGGCAUUUUGGAGGUGCUCAGUGAGACGGGCAAGGUUCUGACCACCAUGAAGGCGGGUGAUUUUUUUGGCGAGAUCGGCAUACUCAAUCUGGAUGGAUUGAACAAACGCACGGCGGAUGUUCGUUCCGUGGGCUACUCGGAGCUGUUUUCGCUCUCCCGCGAGGAUGUCCUGGCUGCCAUGAAGGACUAUCCCGAUGCCCAAGAGAUCCUGCAAACGCUGGGCCGCAAGCGCCUGAUGGAGGUUCGGUGUGUGAACAAAAAAUAUGCUAAGGCUCAGAGCGACAAGGAAGCGGCAGCCUUUGCAGCCGCCCAUCCGCAUCACCAUCAGAGCCACCAGAGCCAUCACCAGGGACAGGUGCAUCAGAGCGAUAGCAGCGAGAACAGUGCCUCCAAGAAGAUCGUGGACAAGCUGAAGCACGAUGUCAAGGGGUUCCGCAAUGUGCUCAAGAAGUCCAGGUGGGAGACCUCUAGAAAGAGCGACGAAUCCUUGGAAAUGCAGCCACUGCAUAAUACAUCGCCGCGCGGCAGCAAGAUCAUGCUGAAGCGCAUGUCCCGCGUCCGAUCCGACGAGAAGGAUGCGGACAGUGCCGAGGCCAAGGACGAGCUGCACGACAAGACCCCCAGCCCGAUUGGCGCCGGGCUGCCGCUGCUGCAGCGCCUGCGGCUGCUCAAGGAAAAGCAGGAUCGCGAAGAGCGAGCUGUUAAGUCCACACCACCACAGAAAUCUCCACCUCACUCACAUGUAACGUGUACGUUAUCGCCGCAGGAAUCGAUCCAGGAGGAGCCCGAACGCGAGUUCAGCGAAGGCUUUCCCCUGAUCCAGCGACUGCAGCAGUUGAAAAUUAAGAACGAGCCGCAGGCCAACGCCGCUGAACCCGGCGUCGUCAUGGUCAACACGCCGCCCAACAUCAGCAGCAAGAUCGAUUCGCACUUCGGAGGAGCCUCUGCCUCGGCCGUGGGAGUGCCUGGCGGAGCCAACGGCAGCUCCAGCUCGACCACGUCCGGAGGUGGACAAUCGCUGACGGUGGCCCAGAUCAAGCCCAUCAUGAAGGUGUCCUUCAAGCAGAAGAUCCAGCAGUUGCAGGGCGGCGGCGGCGGUGGAGGAAUGUCCAGCAGCUCGCCGGGUCCAAGUACUGGAGCCAUUGCCAAAAAGGAGCCGCCCAAGUCGCUCGCCUUGGCGGCCAAGCAUGAGGAUACGGUCACAACUGGAGCGGGUCUAGGCUUGGGUUUGGGUUUGGGAAUGGGCGGUCCUGGCAUAGCCACCAUAUCGAAGAGGGUGGUGAAACCGCCAGGCCAUCGGAUAGACAUGGCCAUGGGCACAACGCCAUCACUACAAUCGGACACCGACACCGACGGCACACCCAUCAAGCCCUGGUCCAAGCUGAAGCUGGCCACGCUCAUGUCCUCCAGCUACACCAGCCUGACCAACUGCUCGCCCACGGAUGACCCCGGGACGCCGCUGAAGAACUACUCGCUGAGCAACAUACCGCAGCAGAUGGAUCAGCAUCCGCGACCACCGCAGCGCCAUCAUAGCGCCAGGAGCAGUUCACGUUCGCCGCGGCAUCAUCACCACCAUGGCCAUACGCAUCAUCAUGGCCACAGCUCCUCCAGCACCACAUGCUCCUCGGUAGCCGGUGGCCAGCGGCGGGAGCCCAAUCAGCUGGGAAUGGGAAUGGGAACGGGAACGACAGCCAAUGGUGCCACCACCUCCGCCAGGCGGGAUUGCCUGCGCCUGCAGAAGCCCGAACAGCAUCUGCCCGACGGCGAACUGACCGAGCUGGGCGGCAAUGGCGGACGAAGGAAGCUCUACCAGAGCGUUUUUGAUCUGUCGCCAGAAUACUGCGGUCUGCCCUUUGUCAAGCGCCUGAAGAUUCUCAACGAGCGCCAGAAGCUGGCCGAGCUGGAGCGAGCCCUCCAGACGCGCAGCUUCAGCCUGGACUGCUCCAAGUCCGGCCCGGAUAGCCGGGUGCCGAUCACGGAGUCGCUGUAUCGCUGCUAUAGCGACACCUCCGGCAUCUACUCGCAGUUCCUCAGCACGUAUGAGUCCACCACAAGUUCCACCUCCACCUCGAUAUCCACGAAUACAUCAGCAUCGGCGUCGGCCUCGGCCUCAGCCUCGGCUUCUGCUUCCGCCUCGGACAGCAACUCCAGGCAGCUGCUGCAGUAUGUCCCACUGCCACUCAGUCCCGAGUCCAAUGAGACGCUGGAGCGGCGCAAGCUGAAGAGCAUACUCAAGAAGCUGCAGAAGGGCGCAGGCGCAGGCGCAGGCACAGGCAACGGAGGGCAGGAGGAGGAGCUCCAGCCAGGAGGAUCAGCAACGAACAACAACAACAAUGGCAGCAGCAGCUCAAAGGGGCCGGUACAGGGACAGGGCUUGGUACAGGGUCAAGGGCUGCCCGCGGAGCCCACCGUGGAAGGGUACGUGGCUAGGCACAGUAAGCUCUUGAAGAGUGUAACCUUCCAUUCCACUCUUUCCAGCCCGCCCGCCAGUGCCAAGGAGGAGUAUCCCUUCGGCGGCGGUGGGACUAAUAAUAGCGUUGUUAUUGUUGGUACCGAUGUACCGAGUGCCACUACACCUACACUUCCAACACCUAAUCCAAAUUCGCGCGCGGCCAACAGUGCGUAUACGUAUCCACUUCCGCUUCCGGUCAGCGGUCUUCCGUCUCCGAUUUCAGCCACAUUUCCGGUUACGGCUCCGGAAACGACAACAAGUGCCGCCGCCUGGUCGCCGACGUUGACGUUGGUAACGCCCACGAAUUCGCCGCAGGAGAGUUUCGCGUUCGAGCUGCUGCAUCCCAAUCCCGGCCAGCUGCAGCAGUUUCGUGAUCGCGAUGGCGGACUCGUUGCUGGCGUUGGCAGCGCCUCAGCGUCCGGCGCUACCGGUACCGGUACCGGUUCCUCGACAUCGGCAACCGCCUCAUACAUCGUGGAGUCCAAGUCGCAGAGCGAGUUCCAUGCACAGUCCACCACCACCACAGAUUUGAAUUUGAAUUUGCAGCUCAGGCAGAACACGACCAGUGCGCUGGGACUGGGCUUGGGACAGGGACAGGGACUGGGACUGGGACAGGGUCCAGGGCCGCAACACGAAGGCUUCCCGGAGGCACAGGACUACUUCAAUCAGAUACUCAGCGGCAUCAAUCACGUGAUCAAGACGCACAUGAACGAGAUGCACUCCAAAUUCGAGACGCAGUUCUCCAGCAUGGCCGGCGAAGUGCGGCGUCGCGAUGCCAUCAUUGCCCAGCUGCAACUCAAAUUGCGCUCCAUCGAGCAGAAAUCCUCGUCUUCAGCGCUUCAACCGGUGGCCACAUCCUCCGCCUUGGUCCUGCCGCUUAGCCGGCGCCAGAAGAAGAUGUCCCAGUUGUCGGUGGACGAUGAUGAGCCGGCCGAGGACGAGGAUAACAGCAGUUCUGGCUCCUCGGCGGAGCUACUGUUUAUGCGCGGCGACUCUCUGGACACGGUGUUCACCUCAUCGCCACCCAUUCAGGGCGGCAGGCGCAGCAUAUCGCCGGGUCCUGGCCGGGGUCCCAGCCGCCAUCAUGCCGCCUCGGCGAAUGCUUUAAAUUGUCCCAGCAGCUACUACGGUGGACCAGGAUCGCUGAGCUCACGGCAUGCCCAGAGCCAUCCUAGCUUCUACUCUGGCCAGGGCAAUGGACGCAGCAGCAGCCGUGGCGGCGGAGGCUAUCGCGAAUGGAGUGGAGGCGGAGCAGGAGGAGGUCUGGUCAGCGGUGGCAAUAGCGGCGUUAUGGUCUCGGAUGUCACUGGUAAUUUGACACGACUGGCGGAUAGCGUUAUUCUGGACAUUGGCGAGAGCUCCAGCUCCAGUUCUUCGUCCAGCAAGAUCAACAUGGCCGAGGAGGAGGACGAGGAGGAUGAGGAGGAGGCGGCGGAUAAUGCGGCAGAGCGACGCAGAAGAGUUGUGGUCGAGGAGGAGGAGGAGGACGACGAGGGGGAGGCGGCGGCGGCAGGUCAAAAUCGAGCGGGCCACAACGACUGGGAAGUGCAGAUGCUGGCCGCCGAGAUGGAGCGGCAGGAGCGAAAGCGCGGUCACUCGCUCAAUCCCGACAAUCUCGGCGAGCUGAGACACUGCAGCACGCUGCUGCGGCGUCGCCGCAAGUUCAGCGAUACGGAAACAGAGUUCAGUGAAACGGAUAUGGAUGAUCAGCUAAUGGCUCGAGCGGGCGGAGGAGCAGGAGCAGGAGCAGCGGGAGCAACCAGCUCUACGACUUCGGCAGGCCAUCAGAGCGGCAGCCAGCGGCCUAGGGCCUCCAGUUUGGAUCAGUUCAACCUGCGCUAUGGGAUCGGGCGCGGCAUCUUUAAAGCAAUGAGCAUCGAUCGUGACAAAGACAAGCUUUGAGAACUGUAAUCGCUAGAGAAGCCAACCCUCGCCCGGGAUUCUGGGAACCCCUGCAACAACCCAUAAGCAAUUCGGACAGUAUUACCAUGGUACAACAACUAUUACAGAACCUAAGAGAGAUGUGAGCACACGCAGAGCUAUAUUCUAUACAUGUAUGUUUAGCCCUAACGAAUCCCGAUAUACAGAAGCACCCGAAAGAGAUCGAGAUAUAUAUAUAUGGCAUAAAAACUGUAGAAUUAACGAAACAACUACUACUAAACAAACCGAGAAACAACACACAGAUAGCCAGAGGGAGUCCUUCGAUCCUUGAGACGGUUUCAAUUUUUCUUUCUCAUCAGAGUCCUUGCAAAUGUAAAUAGUCCUUUUUACAGACUUUCCAUCACAAAAGGACCAACGACACACGCAAAAGGAUGGUGAAAACGAGAGCGUGCACAGCGAUCCGCGAAGCACAAGUUCAUCCUAGUCAUCAUUGUAAUUGUUGAUUGAUGAUCAUCGGAUCGGCAGAGGUGAAGCUGGAGGAGCAAGCAGCUGGGAUGGCGGAGCUCAAGCGGAUGGCAGUAGUCGGAUAUUGGCUCCGGGCUAGUUGAAGCCCAGCAGGCGUAAAGUAUUGGAAUAUUUAUAAAUACAUUUUAAAUGUGUAAAUGUAAUUGAUGGAACAUACAAAUUUGAA